Molecule: messenger RNA, 372 nt
Organism: Strongylus vulgaris
Lineage: Eukaryota; Metazoa; Nematoda; Chromadorea; Rhabditida; Strongylidae
Source: the annotation of a GenBank genome assembly
AGUAAAACGCAUCCUUCCCUUAUACUACUUCGUUAUUAUAUUAAUACUAUUAACCAUUCUCUACCACCGACAAUCAAUGCUUAGAGUGCUCAAUACUGAAAGCUCAUGGAAAGCCAUGAUUCUUGUUUCAAACUUCAAAAAGAAGAGUAUGGAUGAUGAAUAUAGAAAAAUGCUACUAGCAGCUGAUGAUCUAUUUACGCAUACAUGGUCAUUAUCUGUAGAAAUGCAAUGGUACCUUCUCGUACCUCUUAUCUUUAUUCUUCAACGAUUUGUUACAUCAUGGCAGAAGACGUUCUUUUCAGCUAUGUUGACAGCACAACUUCAUUUUAUAGCGUUUUCUCAAGAAUAUGGCAGUUUACUUGCGGUGUGAUC